GUUAUAAUAAACUAUUUUAGGGUUUUAUUAAAUACGAAACCCGCUUGUUUUGAUGCCUAUGUAGAUUAUUUAAUUUUAUUCAUAUAUAUAUAAACUUUAGACCAAUAAAAAUAGUUGUAAAUAUGGAAUGCCCGGACUACUUGGAAUUUCAGGAUGUAUUGAAGAAAAUGAGAGAAGUUGACGAUAAAAUUAUAUAUGCUUUAAAUGUAUCAAUCCCAACAGAAUCAUUUAAACAAGAAAUAGAUGCUUCAAAUACUUGUAGAGAAUUGUAUGAAGCAUUGCAAAGUGGCAAUAAUAAACGAGAGACUGCAAUAAAAAAUUGUAUUAAGGCAUCUGCAGAAAGACUGAAAAAUUUAAAAGAGCAACGUGACAUAAAUGAGGAUGAUUUUGGUAUUUCAAAAAAUUUAAAAUCUGAGCAAAGAAAGCUCCGACUACUGCAAUCAGAAUUAAGUGUAGAAGAAGUUCUUCGACAAAGAACAACAAAGAUUUUUAAUGAAAGAUGCAGACUAUUCUUUAAACCGGAGGUUUCAUCGUGAAUUGUUGUAGUUUGUUAUAUGGCUUUGUGCAAUUUUUGCUCCGAUAAAACCCAUCAUACAUAUAAAAUCAGUGUUAAGACAGAAUGAAAAUGUUGCAUUU
Ctenocephalides felis (cat flea) is the source of this 636-nucleotide messenger RNA. It is a transcript of the gene Ccdc58, whose product is annotated as coiled-coil domain-containing protein 58. NCBI's taxonomy places the organism in Eukaryota, Metazoa, Arthropoda, Insecta, Siphonaptera, Pulicidae. Gene Ontology annotation, cellular component: mitochondrion; mitochondrial intermembrane space. The coding region runs from base 123 to 536 and encodes 137 amino acids. The transcript has 3 exons. The record is from RefSeq and is a predicted model, not a curated record.